AUGUCUACCUCCAAGCCAGCCCCCAAAGUGCUGCUCGUCAACGACGAUGGUCCGCCCUCGACCUCUUCUCCUCACGUGCUGGGGCUGUAUGAAGAACUGACCGCCCUUGGGUGGGAGGUGAGUGUCGUGUUACCAUCCUUUCAAAAGUCUUGGGGAUCGAUGCAGUUCUCGCUCCAGGGGCCCGUCGCCUACUGGUACUACUACCCGAUCAAGGACAACUUCGACGGCAAGCACGCAGCCACACCGGAGUCCUGGUCGGCGACGCGAAGACCCAUCAACCGCGAGCGCGGGGAAAUCGCCGAAUGGGUGCUCAUCGACGGGUCGCCCACCACCGCAUCCAACUCGGGCCUGUUCAACCAGAACGCCUUCUUCGGCGAGACGGCUGCGCAACGCGAAGCACCCGCUAGCGCCACUACACCCUUCGACCUCGUAGUCUCGGGCCCCAACUUUGGCCGAAACACGGGAACGGCAUUCGCCCUCUCCUCGGGUACACUCGGUGCAGCCAUGGCCGCGUCGCUCGCAGGUGUCCGAAGCGUCGCUGUCUCGUUCGGGCACUUCACCGCCAACCCGCCCACGUUUGCCGAUCGCUCCAAGGCCCGCGGUCCCGGGCUCGAGCCCGCCCACCUACGUCGAGUCGCCGCAUCCGCCAACACGCUCGCCGCGUCGCUCAUUCAGCGCCUCUACGCCAACUGGGACAAGGAACCCGACGUCGGCUGCUACAGCAUCAAUGUCCCGCUGUGCGAGACUAUCGAGAAGCCAGAGGUGGUGUGGACGCGGAUCUGGGAGAACCGCUACGGCCCGCUGUUUGCCGCCGAAACGACGGCGACGUAUCCUGCGCCGCCUGCGCCGCAGCCUCCGACCGCGCCACAGCCGGUCAAUGUGCUCCACUUUGCGCCGAACAUGGGGUCGUUGCUCGGGCCCAAGGCUCUGCAGGAGGGUACGGAUGUGUGGGCCAUCAUGAACGGCUAUGUAAGUAUCACUCGCUUGAGGCCGAACUUCAUGGAGGUGGAUCGCGAGGGGAGAGGCCUGGCUGUGGGCGAGGCUGCGGUGAAGGGAGAUUCUGCUCAGGUGGAGGCGCAGUCGACAGUGGGGAGGGCGCUGGAGGAUGGAUUGGAGGUGGGCAAGCGCUGGAGGUUGUAA
Messenger RNA from Sporisorium graminicola, 1140 nucleotides. RefSeq lists its product as uncharacterized. NCBI's taxonomy places the organism in Eukaryota, Fungi, Basidiomycota, Ustilaginomycetes, Ustilaginales, Ustilaginaceae. The transcript has a single exon. Gene Ontology annotation, molecular function: hydrolase activity. Gene Ontology annotation, cellular component: P-body. Bases 1 to 1140 code for a protein of 379 amino acids. The record is from RefSeq and is a predicted model, not a curated record.